GAAUCAUGUAGUGGUUGUUGCAUGUUGCGAUGUGCGUAUAGUUCGCAUUCGGAGGCUUGUUCCUGUGACAGGCGCCUGAUUGCAGUAUGAUAGUGUCAGCAAAAGAAAUUGGCAGGAGUCGCUGUUAGACAGCCGGUGUACAAUGAUUGAGUAGACAGUAUGGUGAGCAUCAGCGAAAAAAAUGCAUCUCGCUCAUCCGGUGUGCAUGACCUAUAAAUAUCUGGCUGUGGGGGCUCGUAAGUCUUAUAGCAGCGGUCAGGUUCGGUGGUGCAGUAAUGAAAAUUGUUCUAGUAAUUUGUGCGGUGGCAGUUGCCGUGGUCAGUGCGAGCGAUGUAGAAAGCAAGCGAUACGAGCGACGCAUGCUGCCGGACGGUGCGCAGGAGAUCGACGAUCGUCAGCAGAUCGGGAGUAUUGGUUCGCUGAAGAAGAUCGUCGGUGGUGAACCAGUAACCAUCCAGAUGCACUCUUACCAGCUGUCGCUGCGCAAUUACGACUACCACAUCUGCGGUGCAUCGAUCAUAUCGAGCGUUUGGGCCCUCACUGCUGCCCAUUGCCUGUAUCCAGAUCCGGACCCCAAAACAAUCACUCUACGCGCCGGAACCAGCAACCAGUCGAUCGGUGGCCGUAUCUACAAUGCAUCUCGUAUCAUCAUUCACCCGAUGUACGAUCCCAGCUCGAUGGAUAACGACGCAGCAGUGAUUCGUGUGGACGCUUUCUUCCAUGGACCUGAUAUUGCAUACAUUGGACUGGUGCCGCUGGGUUUUGAACCGAUGGCGGGUGUCCGGGCUAUCGUAACGGGAUGGGGACGCCAGAGUGAGGAAUCGAAACAGUCGCAGACACUGGCUGGAGUGGAAAUACCCAUCGUAGAUAAGACUGACUGCAUGAAUCAGUGGAGCGGCGUUCAGGUGACACCACAAAUGAUCUGUGCCGGAGAGUUGGGCAAGGACUCGUGCAACGGUGACAGUGGCGGUCCGCUAGUUUCCGGUGGCCGCCAGAUCGGUAUCGUGUCGUGGGGAUCGACCAAAUGCGGUGGCCCUCUAGCUGCUAUCUACACGAAUCUGGGCAACGCGGCUAUUCGCACCUUUAUCAGCUCAACGACGGGCGUCUGAGAUUGAUGGUGUAUGUACGAACGAAUGAAGCAAAAUAAAGGUGUCCCCACAUUGAAUAACCAUUAUCAGUGGUUGAUGCACAAACCACGCCUGGUGUGACGUUCGUUUGUGUUUCGCGGUUGUUUUGGGGGUUUGAUUACAUUGCUGUAAUAUCAGCUGGGUCGAAAUUUCGAAUAUUAACAACGCUUUUACAGAAAGCUUUAAUGUGUAUGAUAUCUGAAGAGCUUACAAUGGAGCUUUCAAUGGUAAAAGUUUCAUGCUGUCUUUUCGCAUGAAAACUGCCAUGCUGACGAUAAUCAGUUGAGGGAAAAUUUUGAAAUAAUGGAGAAAAAAUGUUUUUUAUUCAACAAAACGAAUUACGAAACAACAUGAAAGUCAGCUAAGGUAAAAAAACAACCUAAGAAAUGAAAACAAAAAUGAAGUUCUAGUUUUAACGAAGCGAAUGUAUCAUACAAUCAUGGUAGAUACCAGCUGUAUCAUGUAAAAUGUA
Messenger RNA from Anopheles funestus (African malaria mosquito), 1599 nucleotides. RefSeq names its product trypsin-1-like. The transcript has 4 exons. Lineage: Eukaryota; Metazoa; Arthropoda; Insecta; Diptera; Culicidae. The record is from RefSeq and is a predicted model, not a curated record. Gene Ontology annotation, molecular function: serine-type endopeptidase activity. Gene Ontology annotation, biological process: proteolysis. The coding region runs from base 276 to 1109 and encodes 277 amino acids.